AUGUCACGUCAGUACUUAGCAGCUUGUAAUUUUUUAAAAGAAAUUCUUUAUCGUCAGCGUCGCAUUCUGCAAAGAAGAUGUACGAACGCAUAUCAAGCUUUCUCCGUCAAACACUCGGUUACGAAAAGACUACCAGUAACAAUUUGUUCAGAUCCCUUUCUUUUUUUUCUACAACACUUUACCAAGGAAUGCAAACUAUCUGUGGUUCAAUGUGAGCCGAACCCGGACAUAAAUAAUUUACAAGAAGACUAUUCCAUUCUCAAUGAGAUCCCAUCCAAUAAGGAUUUCAUAGCUUCAGUGUAUGAAAUUUGGAAAAAUCUAAGUGAUAAAGAACGGGAACCGUAUCGUUAUCGUUCGGUGAUGGCUGCGAUGUUUACAGCAAAAAUCGAUCAGGCUUUUUGA
Molecule: messenger RNA, 402 nt
Organism: Anopheles aquasalis
Lineage: Eukaryota; Metazoa; Arthropoda; Insecta; Diptera; Culicidae
Source: RefSeq, a predicted model, not a curated record